This is a messenger RNA of Candida albicans SC5314, 1590 nucleotides long. RefSeq names its product Lyp1p (gene LYP1). Gene Ontology annotation, molecular function: amino acid transmembrane transporter activity. The record is from RefSeq and is a predicted model, not a curated record. Gene Ontology annotation, biological process: amino acid transmembrane transport. NCBI's taxonomy places the organism in Eukaryota, Fungi, Ascomycota, Pichiomycetes, Serinales, Debaryomycetaceae. The transcript has a single exon. The coding region runs from base 1 to 1590 and encodes 529 amino acids. Gene Ontology annotation, cellular component: membrane.
AUGAAUGAAGAAACACAUUUAUUCACCACACCCUCUGGUCAACAACAACGAAGUAAUGAACAUCCAGCCCAUCCUCAUGCAAAUACUAAACGACUAUUGACAUCAUUACACACAUCCAUGAUAUCUCUUGGUGGGAUUAUAGGUACUGGAUUAUUCAUUGGAGUUAGAAUCACCCUCUUAAAUGGUCCAAUAAUAUCAUUAAUGUCAUAUCUAUAUAUUAGUUUAAUAUGUUUUUAUAUUAUACAAGCCGUAGGGGAAAUGUCGUGUUAUAUGCCAUUAAAUGGAUCAUUGUGUCAAUUUCAAUUUAUUUAUAUAUCUAAUCCAAUUGGAGUUAUGAAUAAUUUUAUUUAUUGGAUAAGUUGGUCUAUUACUUUGGCAUUAGAAUUGAGUUUAAUUUAUAAUAUGUUGAAAUAUUGGCAAUGGUCAUGGAUAGAUAAUAUUGGUGAAACAUGGAUGAUUUUUAUAAUUUGGUUAAUAUUAACAAUUUGUAAUUUAUUCCCAGUUAAUAAUUAUGGGAAUAUUGAAUUUAUAAUUACUAUAUUUAAGAUUUUUUUCAUGAUGGGAUGGAUUGGCAUUAGUAUUAGUUUAGUUUUGAAUAAUGGGACUGGAUUCAAAUAUUGGAAUAAAGAUUUGAUUUGGGGUAUUGAUUAUAUUAAAGUGAUUGAAAACCCCGUGGGGUCUAAAUUAAUUAAUAUUUUAUCAUCAUUGAUUUCUUCUUGUUUUACUUUCCAAUCAAUUGAAUCCGUGGCUAUUUGUUCAGGUGAAAUUAUUGAUGUUCAUAAGAAUUUACCACGAGCAAUUAAAUAUGUUGUUCUGAGAAUCGUUGUAUUCUAUAUCUUGACAUUGUUUUUAUUAACUUUAAUGAUUCCAUGUAAUGAUCCACGAUUAGUUUCUAGUGGUGGUGAUGAUGAUGGGAGUACUGAUGAUGUGUUUGCAUCGCCAUUUUUAAUUGGCUUGAUAAAUAUGGGUAUGAGUUCAAGUUCAUUUUUACUUGGUUUUUUCAAUUUCAUUAUAUUAAUAUCAAUGGUUUCAGCCGCCAAUUCAAAUAUUUAUUUUGGAUCAAGAUGUUUAUUAUCAAUGGUAGAAGAAGGAUAUUUCCCAGUUGUUUUCGGUGAAACUACCAAAAAUGGUGUUCCAUUCAAUGCAAUAUUGUUAACUUCAUCAAUUGGAUUGAUUUCUUUAUUGUCUAAAUUCAAAUCAAUUGAUAUAUUUUAUAAACUAUUGAUUAAUUUAUCAUCAACUUCAGGAUUGAUUAUGUGGUUAUUUAUUCUGAUCAGUUAUUUACAAUUCAGGAGGGCAUUAGCAUUCAAUUCAAUUGUUUAUGAAACUUUGGCAUAUACAGCGGUGCAUAAAUUUCCUAUGAUAAAGUUAAGUUACAUUACUAUCGUUAGUAUAGUGACAAUUAUUAUAGGUAAUGGUAUAGUUAAUAUUUGGGAGUUUAGUUGGGACCUGUUUAUUAGUUGUUAUUUGACGCUGAUUAUAUUGAUUGUUGGAAGUGUUUGGUUGAGUGUGAUUUGGAAACAGCCCAUUUUGAAGAAGAUUGAGGACAUAGAUAUAUUUACCAAUCAAUCGGUACAUGCAUUCAAAUAG